AUGGACGGCGAGGAUAACCUGUGCGGCACUGUCGACAAUGCCGCUACCAGCGCCGGUACUGGCAGACGCGUCGGUACCACCGCUACCAGUGGCAGCAGCGCGAGCAACAACGACGGCGACGAACUGACGGUGGUACCACCGGUAAAAAGGCUCGAUCAAGACAACGACGCCGACUCGCUGCAAACCGAAGGCCAGAAGCCGGAGUCGGAGCUCGGAACGAAGGAUAAGGCAGCCAAGGGUUCCAAGGCUAAAGGUGGCGCGUCGAAGCGCACCGCAAGAAAAGAUCAUGUUGCCAAGGGUCGCUUCUCCAACGGUCACCGAACGAAGGGUUCCGCAACGACAGAGCUCGUAACCAAACGUUCUACAACCAAGGGUCCCGCGGCUAAGGCCACCAGAAGCAAGGUCCACGCGACCGAGCAAAUUCCUAAACGGGGUCACAAUACAGUCGCGGGGCCAACGCCCCAAGUCCCGACAGCAUCAGAGCGCCCGGUGCGAACUCCGCCCACGCUCCUGUGCGCCUACGGCAACUGGACGAGCGUGGACACGUCGUUCCCAGAGGACGGCCUGUGUGACUACGCCUUUUUCGACGCCCUCUACCGCGGUCACCAGCGGGAUUCCGACGUGGCUCGGCUGGGAAGGCCUAGCGCCGCGCUGCGCCAUUUCCUGGCCGGAACUCGCCGCUACAGGCGCACACAGAUCGGGGUGGCGACGAGCUACAAAGGGUUGAGAUUGGCGACCAAAGAUAUGGAGUCCUCGCAUGCCACGUCGGACAUGCGCGCGCUGUGGAAGAAUGGAGUGCGUCAUUUGGGCGUCCUGGACUUCAUACCUGGUGCCGACACGACCGAGGCGGCCGUGGAACGCUUGUUCAAGCUCCUUCAGCUGUGCCGACAGCUUCUAGAUAACGUCAUUCCCAAUACUGCGCUCCCGAAAGCCUCGCUGGCUCUAGGAAUGACCUUUAUGUCGAGCAACAAGCGUCAAGUGUACGCCAACGUCGAGAAGCACCUCCGGUCGGGCUGGUCUCCGAGCCGGCACAAGAUCGACCUGGUCGUGUUACGGACUCACCUGUCGGGCAGGGACGACACCGAUCCUUCGUGCACCGUCACCGGAUCCAGCGUGUGGGGCCGCACGCUGGCCGACUACCAGCCCAGCAUGAUAGACACCCUGGACUACGUGGAGAAGAAGCUGAAGCCACUGUCGUCCCAGUCACUCUUCUUCGUCUCCAUGUCGGCAGCGGUUCGUCGUUACGUCCCGAUAGGCCAGGAUAACAAGGCGAAGAGCUUCGGACUGGGCACCCGUUGCAAGGCUUACGAUGAGUCCGACUACGCACGGGAGGUCGACAACUUCGCCUUGGUAUGUGGCGACAAGGAAUACGCAGCGCACAUCGUGCGCGACGAGGCGCAUGAGACGAUGCAUUCCUUCCGACUCAGUCCUCGCUCAGCUGUGACCUUCGACAGCGAGGACACGAUAUUUGCUAAGAUGUGCAAGGCCCGCAAAAUGGUGGCCUCCGUGCCCUACGGACUGGCCCUGUUCGAUGCGGAGUUCGACGAUACUUCGAACGAGUGCUCCAGCAGGAACAAGUUCGGCAACUUCACCCUGGUUCGGGCGGCACGCCGAGCCGUCGAUUACGUCUACGGUCCGGCGUUCAGCAAUACUUCCCAAUGCUCUCGCGUACAAUAGAAGAAAUACACGCAUACGAUUA
This is a messenger RNA of Rhipicephalus sanguineus (brown dog tick), 1699 nucleotides long. RefSeq lists its product as uncharacterized. The transcript is spliced from 9 exons. The record is from RefSeq and is a predicted model, not a curated record. Bases 1 to 1677 code for a protein of 558 amino acids. NCBI's taxonomy places the organism in Eukaryota, Metazoa, Arthropoda, Arachnida, Ixodida, Ixodidae.